AUGGCCAAGAAAUUUCCACAAGUUAAGCGCUAUGGUCUAGAAGGUGCCGAGUCGACGGUAGUAGCUUUGGACAGGCUGUUCAAAGUUUCUAAUAAGGCCGGAAUAACCGACAUAGUGUUAUGCAUGCCUCACAGAGGUCGCCUAAAUUUGUUAACAGAUUUACUAAAAUUCUCACCGACGAGGCUGUUCCACAAAGUCCGGGGAAAUCCGGAAUUUCCGGAGGAUUUGCCGGCCACUGGAGACGUUUUAUCACAUCUAGGCAAAAAUCCUCUAAAUGUUUCGAUGCUUCAUAACCCUUCUCACCUUGAGGCAGUGAAUCCUGUGGCGAUGGGAAAGGCACGAGCGAAGCAAAUGGAUCUCAUAAAAUCUGAAACAGACUGUGAGCUUGGUGACCGUGUCAUGUGUGUUCAGCUGCAUGGUGAUGCUGCAUUCACCGGUCAAGGAAUAGUGAUGGAAAGCUUCGGUUUAUCGAAUCUUCCACAUUUCACAUCCGGAGGUUCUGUGCACAUAGUGGUCAACAAUCAAUUGGGGUACACGACACCCGCACAGAACGCACGAAGUAGCUGGUAUAGCUCUGACAUAGGAAAAAUGAUCAAUGCGCCUAUUGUUCAUGUUAAUGGUGAUUUUCCGGAGGAGGUAACUCGCGCGGUUGAAGUUGCAUUCGAAUAUCGAAACAAAUUUCGAAAGGAUGUCAUAGUCGACCUAAUAACAUAUCGCCGAUGGGGUCAUAACGAGUUGGAUGAACCAGCGUUCACACAACCUUUGAUGUAUAAAAACAUUCGAUCAAGGAAAAGCGUGCCCAAGUUAUAUGAAGAAAAGAUGGCAGCUGAGGAAUUAUUAGCCGAAGAGGAAAUCGCCGAAUUUCGAAAGCAAUAUUUUAAUUCACUAGAUGAACAUUACAAACAGUCGGAUAAUCAUAAGCCCGAGGCGGACAUGUUGCAGAAGAAAUGGAGUGGAAUUGCGAUGCCCAAAGAGACUGUUUCCAAGAUCGACACAGGCAUUCAAAGAGACAUCUUGGAGAAGAUAGGAGCAGCGUCCGCAAUACAUCCACGGCUUCAAAAAUUUCAUGUUCAAGCACGACUUCAGAAAAUCAAGGAAGGAAAGAGAAUUGAUUGGGCUACUGCGGAGGCGCUGGCCCUUGGGUCUUUAUUACUGGAGGGUCAUAACGUCCGCUUAUGCGGCCAGGAUGUGGGACGUGGUACGUUCAGUCAGCGUCACGCGAUGUUUACGUGUCAGGAGUCGGAGCGAGUGAUGAUUCCAUUGAAUGAACUGUCGAAAGACCAAGGAAUGCUUGAGGUUGCCAAUAGCAAUCUCAGUGAACUGGCAGUAGUUGGGUUCGAAUAUGGAAUGUCAUGCGAGUCGCCUAACAAUCUAAACAUAUGGGAAGCUCAAUUUGGUGACUUCUUUAAUGGCGCUCAGGUUAUAAUUGAUACUUAUGUGUCCAGCGGAGAAGUGAAAUGGUUAAGGCAAUCCGGAUUGGUGAUGUUAUUGCCCCAUGGGUAUGAUGGCGCGGGACCAGAGCAUUCCAGUUGCAGAAUUGAAAGGUUUUUGCAGCUUACAAACGACCGAUUUGAUGUGUUGGAUGAAAAAAUGCCCGUUAAUCCCAAUAUGCACAUAGUGAACCCUACCACUCCAGCGCAGUAUUUUCAUGCUUUGAGAAGACAGAUGAAAAGGAAUUUCAGAAAGCCUUUGAUAGUUGCAUCUCCAAAGAUAUUAUUAAGGUCACCCGUUGCGGUAUCGGAUUUUGAAGAAAUGAUGCCAGGCACAACAUUCUUGCCCUUCUCAUUCGUUAAUACGACUAGGGUUGAAAAAGUUAUAUUUGUAUCGGGAAAGAUCUAUUAUGAGCUUGUGAAGGAAAGAACGAAAAGGGGUGUGGAUGAAAAAUGUGCUAUCAUCCGGCUUGAGGAACUAUGCCCAUUUCCAAAACAAGACAUUGAACGGGAAUUAAGGAAAUAUAUCAAUGCUCACGGUUUCAUUCCAACACAAAUGUCCAAUUUCAAUUUUUCACAACCAUCAUUGUUUAACGGCUAUGAAUCCGUGCAAACCUUCAACGUGACACCCGCACUACAUCCUCAUUAUACUCAACAGCCCUAUUAUACGCAGCAACCAUACUACUCCUCGCAACCGUUUAACCAGCAACCUUGCGCCCAACGGCCCUACACCACACAGCACGCGGCACAAGAAUCACGUGAUUACAAUCAAUAUCGACCUAAUACGUAUAACGCGAAUCGAAACCGCCGAACUUUUCGCCGUGGUAACAAUCGACACACUUAUCACCCUCGCGCACAUUCAACAAACCUGCAAUUCACACAAAAUAGAAGAAGAAACUUCCCCAGAAACAGACAACACGUUAGAUAUCGACCUUACCAGAAUUCAUCAAAUCGAUCACGGCAAAACAAUAACCCCGACAUCGUAGUGACCAAUACACAUAAUGUUUCGGAAAAGAUAGAUUUAACAUCAGUGGAAUUUUUCUAUGAAAGAGGGAAACGGGACAAAUAUCAUCAUUCCGACACGAUCAUAUCUUCCUCAGCUCAUCCGGCCGCCACGUUCGAACACCGAUCAGAAAAUCUCUAUAGGAAAAAGCAGAAUGAUUUUUCGAAACCACCUAGGAGAAUGUGUGAGAAUUGCAAGCGCGUUGAGGCCAAAAGGGGAUGGUGCAAUUGUUACAAAACGAUUUUUGAAAAAAGUUACGGUAGCUGGACAAGCGGCUACAAAAAUAUCGAUGAUUUCAUUCACAAAACACAACAAGAGGCAACCAGUAUAUGUGAAUUCUUGGAAUGGAUCCCGUACAACAGACUAAAGAAUAUUGUGUAUGUCAAGAAAGGUGGGUUUGGCACCGUUCACUCGGGAACCUGGUGUGAUGGAAGGAUUCAAAGGUGGGACGGUUAUUCGGGGGAUUGGAUGAGAAGUGGAGAAGAAAAGGUGGCACUGAAGAGCCUGGAGAUUUCAAUGGAGAUUUCUAUGGAAAUUUCUAGUAAAUUUCUGUCCGAGCUAGAGAAAUAUUAUCUUUGUACCAAUAGGGUUUCCCAUGUACUCCGAAGUUUCGGCAUAACCAAAAAUCCUGUGAAUAACGAAUUAUACAUGGUGAUGGAAUGGGCCGAGAACGGGAAUCUCCAAGAGUAUCUACAGAAGAACGGUGGUAAGAUGACCCAACUAAGCAAGUUAAAUAUACUCGACAGCAUAGCGAAGGGACUUGAAACUAUUCACGAUGCAAAGCUGACCCAUGGAGACCUUCACAGCGGAAACAUAUUACUCAACAACAAAGGUUGGGUUCUCAUCGGUGACAUGGGAUUCAGUAAGUGUUAUGAAUAUUGCGAAACCGCCGAAACGAAAGACAGUGUACACGGGGUAAUACCAUAUAUUGCACCCGAAGUCUUGGUUCAAAAACCUUACACGCCAGCAGCAGACAUCUAUAGCUUUGGAAUGCUCAUGUAUGAAAUCUAUCAUGAGCAUCCUCCAUUUCACGGCCGCGAAUACGACAUCCAUUUAAUUAUGGACAUAGUGGACGAUAUAAGACCAGAAUAUAACAGGCGGAUUCAUAAAGGUUAUCUUGGUUUAAUGGCUAAAUGUUGGGCAGGAGAUCCUAUGAAGCGUCCUAAUGCGAAAGAGCGAACAAACGCUGAAGAUUUACCAACAAACUUUAAUACGUAUGAAGUUUAUGGACUAGAUGAAGCAACCGUACUUCAGACGAUUGACAACGAAUUGUUUCAAAGGCUCGAUAAGUUUGAUAUAUCCAUUAAAGCCGAACAUUCAGAUGAGGAUGCGGUGGUACAGCAUACUAAUGGCGAAAGUUCCACUAUGAAAGGUGGUAUUGUGAAGUCGGAAAAUAAGACUCAACAAUCUUGUGAUGAGCUUUACUUUGGUUCAAAUAUGAAUGUAACGGGAAAAACAGUACCUUUGGCGAAACCAUAUCAAGAGCAAAACGACGACGCAACUGUGUCAGAUCAUUCAUCAGACAUGUCCAUGUCGGACAUCGAGGAAGAUAAUUCUGCUUUGAUUGUUCAGUCUCAUGAAAACCAAUCCCAUUUGACCAAGCCAAAUCAGGAGCCCAACUCUUCUAUUCUUGAAGCUAGAUCGUCCUUGUUAAUAAUUAGUGAAGAGUAUGCUGAUGAUGAACAACAACAUAGCGUGUCGGAUCCAAAAAAAAUGGACGUGAGGGAAAUGGAGAGGAGACAGUCUCCUUUUCUUCAAUCAUCUAAAGGCAAUGGCGGUGAAAUUAAAAUAGAAGGUUCAAAUUUUGAAACCGGUCAAACAAGAAAAACUCAUUUGGAUCAUCUUGGAAGCUCUAGCAGCCCAAUAAUUGUUGAUGAUGACGAUGAAAUCGUGAUAGAUUGA
Acaulospora colombiana is the source of this 4335-nucleotide messenger RNA. The record is from the annotation of a GenBank genome assembly. NCBI's taxonomy places the organism in Eukaryota, Fungi, Glomeromycota, Glomeromycetes, Diversisporales, Acaulosporaceae.